Molecule: messenger RNA, 1908 nt
Organism: Syzygium oleosum
Lineage: Eukaryota; Viridiplantae; Streptophyta; Magnoliopsida; Myrtales; Myrtaceae
Exons: 5
Coding region: 52-1227 (391 amino acids)
Source: RefSeq, a predicted model, not a curated record
UUGAGCCCCUCCCCGACCUGUGGCUGUGGUUGCUCGCACUUUUUUCCCCUCAUGGCGGAGAGCAUAGACGACGGCGAGUUCUGGCUCCCCCCGCAGUUCCUCUCCGACGCCGACGCCGACGACGACGACGACCUCCUCGUCUUCCCGGAGCGGCGGUGCCCCGCCCCCGGUGGUGGCUCCUCCGCCGCCGCCGCCGCCGCGACCCAUGCGGCUUCGGCUUCGGCUUCGGCGUUACCGUACUUCGAGCGGGCGCGCGGGGUCGUACUGUCGCCGGAUCUCGGCUCUCCGGUGGAGUCCGUGGUGGGGUCGACGGAGGAAUGGAGCGACGUGGAGGAGCGCAUCGCCGACUUGACUCGCAAGGUGGCUCAGUCUACCCUCGAAGACGAUUUCGAGUACUCGAAGGGUUUCUUCUUGUCGGGCUCGCCCAAAUCGACGCUGUGCGGGCUCCGGAGCGGUUGCGGGUGCGGCCAGGGCUCGAGCCGCGGCAGCCCGAACGGCCCGUCGCAGCCCGCUUCGCCUCCGGGCACGCUGAACCUCCUCCGCGAGGCCGCCGGCAGGGUCGCUCACCUGGGCAUCAACGACGAGGAGCUCUACGCCCUCAACAGCUUCGCUAAGUACCACAAGUACGACGUCGCCCCCUACUCUUACCCGUCGAUCUCGCAGCACCAGCCCUUUCAGGCCGCCACGCCGUUUCGGCACGUGACGACGAUGGCUCAAGCUCCGUUCCAGGGUGUGAGGAACAGCGAUUUCGCGGGCGUCGUCGGGAACGGACGGUUUGCCGCGGCCGCCGCGUGGCCGACUCUGCAACAAGCGCAUCGACAACAGUCGGAGCUGCGGAGCCACCACCUACACGGGUCGGGCAGGAGGGCUGUGUUUCUCGGAUCUGCUGGGCUCAAGCGAGAAUCGGCGGGGACGGGCGUGUUCUUGCCUCGGCGGGCUGUCUCCGAGCCCGAACAUCGCAAAAAGACAGGUUCGACGGUGUUGAUCCCUGCAAAAGUAGUGCAGGCCCUGAACCUGAACUUGGACGACACAGGCUCUCAGCCCCAGCUUCAGUCUCGUCUUAACGUCUGCUUCGCGCCUGAGAGUGAUGGAGCCUGGAGAUACAGAAGCAACCGGCCUCAUCAUGUCCAACAGAGAGGCAAUCACCAUACCCACCACCAUCACCAUAACCGGCGGCCACCGGCGAUGAGCCAUGAGAUCCGGCUUCCUCAGGAGUGGACCUACUAACGAACCACAUCUUGACGGAACGCUCUCGUCUUUGGCACCAGCGUCUCCAUAGUUAAAAAAGAAGCAAAGGUUUAGGGCUAUUACUACAGUUCUUUUUAGCGGUGAAAGAAAGCAAAGAUUUUAGUUGGGUACCAUUAAAAGUUUUAAGUGUUGAAGAGGGUUCUUUUUGAGGGGGGUGGGGGAUUAUUAGGGUUUUUAGUGGUGGGUAAGAAGGAGAAGGAGAAGGAGAAGAAGGAAGCAAUAAAUGUUUGCAUUGAAGGGAAGUGAACGACGCAGCAGCAAACCAAGCACACAACACAAUCAUGGCCAGCUUUUCUCGAUGUCUCGGGCUCAGAGGACGAGGCGGUGCCUUCCUUUUUGGUUUUUGGCCUUCUGGUAAUAAGCGAUGUGCUUUUUUUUUAUUUUUUUAUUUAGUGGAAAGGAGUGUAAGAUUUGUUUUUAUUAUUGUUAUUAUUUUUUCGCUUUCUUUUUUUAUAAUAUCGGAAUGGAGUGUGUGAGAAGAGGAUUUGAAGUUGUUGUGGGAGGAGGGUCGAUCCAUGUUUUGGGAAAAGAGAGGAGUUUUUCAAACCCUCUGAUUUUUCGCAGUGUUUUUUGUUCCUGGGAUUUCGUUCCAGACCAGCCUGUCCACCCCCCCUCAGAUAUUCCAUAAUAAUGAUAAUGAUAAUUUGUUUUGAUCUAUUA